Messenger RNA from Hibiscus syriacus, 872 nucleotides. Its product is annotated as protein CASPARIAN STRIP INTEGRITY FACTOR 1-like. The transcript has 3 exons. The record is from RefSeq and is a predicted model, not a curated record. Bases 12 to 278 code for a protein of 88 amino acids. Lineage: Eukaryota; Viridiplantae; Streptophyta; Magnoliopsida; Malvales; Malvaceae.
ACAGCUUUGAAAUGAAGAGAGAUUGCUUAAACAUGCAGAACAAGAAGAUUGUUCUACUUUUUCUUAUGGUUUCAGCUUUUCUUUUAUCAACUUCAAUGGCGGCCGGUCGACGACCCAAGGUCAUAAACAUGGCUAAGGAAAUAAAUGCAGGCUUUGAGGAUGGUGAUGAAGGAAGUGGAGCCCAUGAAAGGGUGCUUAGAGCAAACACGAGAGACUAUGGAAAGUUUGAUCCAUCACCAGCUCUUGAGAAGCCUCCUUUCAAGUUCAUACAGAAUUGAUGCCUGCUUUUCAUCCUUUAUGUUUGACAGGCAUAAUGUCAAAAAUAGCCCCUACCUUUUAUCAAAAAGAUCAUUUUGACCCCUAUUUUUUUUGAGCAUUUUGGCCGUCUACAUUAGACUUUGAGGCAAAAAACUCUUCUAUAAAUGAAAACAUUAGUUAACACAUGAUUAAUGCCAUAAAAUAAAAGUCUUUUUUAACCUAAAAUAAAACGUUGAGGGCAAAAAUGUCCCAAAAAAGAAAAAGGGACAAAAUGAUUAUUUUGUCAUAUGUUAGGGAAUUUUUUGCUUUAAAAUGAAAUGUUAUAGACCAAAAUGCUUUGAAAAUAGAAUAGAAGGCAAAAUGAUCAUUUUGAUAAAUGUUGGAGACUAAUUUUAAUAAUAUGCCUUUACUUAAUUAUAUCAACCAUCUCAUACAUACAUAUAUUUAAUAGAAGGACAGUGAGGAACAGAUCUACCAUGGUUGUGUCAUGUUUAUAAUGUAAUAAAUACGCGUGAAAUCAAUAAGGAACAUAUCUUUUACGGCUUACUACUCGGUCCCUGUAAGAUGUAUGAAUUUUCAGUUUGGUUCUUUAAGAAUUUUUCAUCACUUUGUCU